GUAGAAGUGUAAAUUAGUGUGCAGUGAAAUAUUUCAAAAAUAAUAAAAAAAAAUUUCAUAUUAUCAUUAUUUUCUCUAUAAAAAAUGUAAAAACCUAAAAAAAAGUUACAAAAACUGAACUUCAAUCUUAAAAAAAAACUCAACUUAAAAAAUCCCACACAAAACUGUGAUACCAAGAAAUAAAAAAAGAGCAAAUACUUAAUUUUACAUAUUAAACAAGAGUAAAAAUAAUAAAAUAUGCCACCCAAACGAGAUCCCUCAAACAACGAAACCCCCACAACUUCCAGCGCAAACAAUUCCAACGCUACUUUAGCAGCCUUACAAGCCAACACAACAACUUCCUCGACAACAAACAAUGGCAGCAACAAUACAACGGCAACAGCAGCAGCAGCUGCUGCCGCCUCUCUAAAUGCAUUGCCCAUAUUGGUGGCAGAUGCUGCAGCCGAACAGCGGACUAUAGCCUAUCAAGCAAAUGCUAAAUUGUGCCGUUUAGUACGUAAAUGUCCCUGGAUGUAUGAUCGUAAUCAUCAUAAUUAUGCCAAAAAGCAUAUAUUGGAUAAAUCAUGGUGUAAAAUAGCCAGAGAAUGUAAUGAUUCAGUGGCCUCUUGCAAAGAACGUUGGCGUAAUAUUCGUGCAGCCUUUGCUCGCUCUAUUAACAUUUACAAAACUCAUAGUGGCCCCAAUCGUGUUAAACCCUAUUAUUUGCACAAAGAACUCUCGUUCCUGGUAAAACCCAUGAUGGAGGGCCGUGAUAAAAAAGAUGAAUACGAUGAUACCCCAGAAGGCAGUGGUGGAGGUGGAGGAGGGGUUAAAGAUGAAGAAACUGCUGAAGAAGGCGAAGCCGAAGAUGAUGACGAAGAAGAGGAGGAGCCAGCCGAGGAGGAAGAAGAUUUCCACGAUGAUACAGCCGAUAUUAAAUCAGCAUUUGAGGCCUUAAAUCCUGAUAUACGCAUACAAGCAGAGACUAGAUAUCAGAAAUUAUUACGCAACAAUAAUAAUAACCACAAUAACAAUGAUUUCGAGUCGAGUGGCAUAUUUGAGCCCCAUACCGAAUUCACCACAGCCAGUGAUGCCGAAAAUGAGUAUCAUUUUAAUGAUGAGAUAUUGUCACAAAGCGAGGCCGAACGUAGAGUGGCUCAUAUGUUGCAGCAGAAUGGUUUAAAAAGGCCACCCAUGCAUUUGGAGACGGAGACCUAUGAUACUAAACGCUUUAAACUCUCACAAACUAGCAAUACGGCCAGUGAAAAUGAUAUACGUUUCUUGGAGGCAUUACUGCCCGAUAUGGCGCUUAUGAAUACGAGGCAGAAAAUCAUUUUCAAGCGAAAAAUCUAUCAAACCUUAGAGGAGGUAUUUGAAAAUUCCCAUGACUUUCCCAAUAUAGAGCAUAAUAAAAUGGAGCACACUACUACUGCUACCAACAGCAGCCCUCCAAAUCAGCAUAGUUAUCACUCUAGCCCUCUUUCCUCACAGACCCAAGUACGCCAGACAGUGUUGACGGUAAACUCCUCCACCGCACGCAGUUUAAUUAAUAAUAUAGCCAAUUUAAAUGAAACGGAGCUGCAAAAGGUUAAUGGUUUCUUGCAAAAUUCUUUAAGAAAUCUUGGCCCACACCAGCGUUUAGCAAAUGGCAAUAAUGCACCCAGCAGUGCGGCCGCCAAAUUAAUGUCUUCCACGCCCAAGAUUACCAUAACCAAGGUAACCUGUCCACCACCAGCGGCCUUAAGAAAUCUGGGCUUAGCUAAGCCACCCUCACCCUCACCAGCCACCGUAUCCACCACCAUACACAAUCCUGCCUCGGCUGUUAUAUCGUCCAAUGUACAUUCUACCACCUCCUCCAAUCCGGGCAAAGCCUGUAUUACUCAAAAUGGCUCUAAUGCAGCCAGCAGCUCUCAUCAAAAUAACUCUCCCUGGACCCAACUGCUGCCCAUUACCAUCAAAGAUGAAAUCGAGGAUGUGGAUAUAGUUUAGUUUUUUUUUAUGGGAAACUUUUUAAAAGUUUUUUGUUUUUAUAAUUUCCCUUUAUUUGUUAUUAAUUAAUUGUUUAAGAUUUUUAGCAUUUCAUUUUUAAUAAAACUUUUCUAAAAAGUUUUAAUUUUUUAUAAUUUUUUUACCCGGGCCCCUUGUACCUUAUUAAUCCUGCCUAUCUCCGCCUGUUUUACUUAAACAACUUAAUUUACUUAAUUUCUCUAAAAACAAACAAUUUUACUUUUAAAACUUAUAAUUUUGAUUAAGUUUUGGCUUUAAUUUUUAUAAAUCAUGUAAAGUUAUUAAAGGAAAACAUUUUUUAUGUGUUUCUUUUCAUUUUU
Calliphora vicina (urban bluebottle blowfly) is the source of this 2306-nucleotide messenger RNA. Its product is annotated as probable WRKY transcription factor protein 1. Gene Ontology annotation, cellular component: transcription regulator complex; nucleus. The record is from RefSeq and is a predicted model, not a curated record. The coding region runs from base 238 to 1968 and encodes 576 amino acids. Gene Ontology annotation, molecular function: DNA binding. Gene Ontology annotation, biological process: regulation of transcription by RNA polymerase II. The transcript is spliced from 3 exons. NCBI's taxonomy places the organism in Eukaryota, Metazoa, Arthropoda, Insecta, Diptera, Calliphoridae.